Molecule: messenger RNA, 1416 nt
Organism: Fusarium coffeatum
Lineage: Eukaryota; Fungi; Ascomycota; Sordariomycetes; Hypocreales; Nectriaceae
Exons: 1
Coding region: 1-1416 (471 amino acids)
Cellular component (GO): cytoplasm; mitochondrion
Molecular function (GO): 2-dehydropantoate 2-reductase activity; NADP binding
Source: RefSeq, a predicted model, not a curated record
AUGCACACUCGAGCGACGGCUCGAAUAGCCCCAAGACCACUUCAAUGUCUUCGAAAUAAUACCAGGACAAACCUUACACGGCUCUUUGCUUCAGCAGCAAUAACAACACGCUACGAGAAUCAGGAAGCAGUUCCUCCAGAGCUGAGCGAACCACCUCCCUCGAGACCAUGGCAAAGCACGGAUCCCCAGGCUGGAUCGAUCAAAGCUAUAUCAAAUAGUCCUUCAUCACGUUUCUACGUCCCCUCAGUCAUCCUCCCGGCCGAGGCCGCAAAAUCCGGACCUGUACAUAAAAUUCAUAUCCUAGGCGAAGAUGUACGGUCGAGGUUCAUUGCUCACGCCUUGUGCAGCGUUUACGACUCGGUUGAACUGUUGCAAUUCCGAGAUAUGCCCAAAUCAAGAUAUCAAAAUAUUGAACAAUUACAACGAGAAAGAACAAGGAAAUGUGCAUAUGCCGAGAAGAACGCCGCCAUGGUCCGAGAGGAGAAAGAUGGGGGACAUGAAGCCGUAAAGACGUCUGAUCAUUCGCACAUUGAUCAACUGAUUGUUACCGGCCGUGGUUUCGAGGCUGUCAAGGCGAUUGCCUCAGUCAAGGAUAGGAUUGACGACAAAACGUCAGUAUGUCUUUUGAACGACGGCAUGGGUGUUCUGGAGCAAGUCCGCGAACAUAUACUCGACGGAAUGCAACCUGAACCGAACUUUUAUUUGGGACAUAUGAACCAUGCCUUGGCUUUCAACCGAAACCGAGAUUCCGUUAAACAGUUAAGGGCUGGGCGAACAGUGCUUACCAGUGCCGAUCCGAGUCUGAACAUGUCCAAGGAAAUCCAUGCACCUCUCGAGCAACCUGCCUUUAUGCGGCCACUGAAACAGGCCAGAAUUCUCUCAACAAGCUUCAGUGCAUACGAAGAUUGGCUUCGGUUCAAACUACCGUCCAUGAUGUUUACAGCUGCCGUUGAGCCUGUGUGCGUGCUACUCGACUUGCCAUACUGGGGUCUGGCGGCCAACCGAUCAGCACAGAGAAUGAUGAAUCAGCUGCUGGCAGAGAUGGCUUUGGUGACAGAAAGCCUGCCUGAAGUUCAGGCUUCACCCGACCUUAUAUCAUUCCUCCGCGGCGAAGGACUCAAGAAGUUCUGCUACCGCCGAAUUACAGGCAAGGCCAGUGCCCCAAGUGAUCUUCUCAUGCGCAUCAACAAGGGUCUACAGACAGAUAUUAAUUACCAGAAUGGUUUCUUUUUGAAAAGAGCCAAUAUUAUUGGCAUCAAUACACCGACAAACCGGCUGAUGGUGCAAAUGGUCAAAGCAAAGCGUAUGGAGGUUAAACAGAAGAGGAAAGCGUGGAUACAAGUAGAAGAGACAUCAGCAGAGAACGUUAGAGAGAGGGCACAGCGGCAGCGCAUACCAAGGGGCGGAAUUAUAUAG